This is a messenger RNA of Athalia rosae (coleseed sawfly), 2575 nucleotides long. It is a transcript of the gene Rpn1, whose product is annotated as dolichyl-diphosphooligosaccharide--protein glycosyltransferase subunit 1. The record is from RefSeq and is a predicted model, not a curated record. Gene Ontology annotation, cellular component: membrane; oligosaccharyltransferase complex. The transcript has a single exon. Bases 111 to 1925 code for a protein of 604 amino acids. Lineage: Eukaryota; Metazoa; Arthropoda; Insecta; Hymenoptera; Athaliidae.
GAAGGAGCGCCAGCUACCCGGCGUCAACGCGUGGGCCACGUCUGUGCACGUCGACAGUUGUCGGCAACUGAAAGUUAUUUUCGCAUCAGGAUUGAUUUUCCAGCCAAAAUAUGGCUCAGGGUAUAAUUUGUGGCUUCAUAAUAUUGCUGUCGGUAAGCUGUAUAGUUUCUACAAACUUUGACAGUAUAAAUACAGAUUUGACCAUAAAAAAUGCGGAGAGGAGUAUCGACCUACAGUCGCAACUCACGAAAAUUGUUAAUAAAAUCACUCUAGAAAACAACGGGAAAAGUGCUAUUAAAAAUUUCAUAUUCGCAAUUGAACAAAAACACAAAGAGAAUUUGAGCUACAUUGCUGCUCAAACGCGAGAUACCAGCCGAAAUCAGCUUAAGAUUUCAGAAACCAGUGUACCUGGCCAUUCUGACAAAUUUUUCUAUAAAGUCGAGUUGAAGGAUGUGCUUAGCCCUGGGCGUUCGUUGGUUGUCGAAAUCGAAACAGUAUCGAGCCACGAGCUGAUUCCUCAUCCGAAAGAAAUCACGCAGAAAGAGAAGCAACUUGUCCGUUACUUCGGCAAUGUUCAUCUUUUCUCCCCUUAUACAGUUACGAAGCAGACCACCAUCAUAACCUUGCCAUCACGCAAUGUGGAAAACUACACUAAAUUCAAACCAGUGAGCCAAAACGAUGCCACAAUAACAUAUGGACCCUAUGAUAAAGUUGCUCCAUUUACAAUCGAAGAUCUAGUGGUACAUUUUGAAAACAACAACAAAUUCCUGACAAUUAAGAGAUUAGAACGAGUCAUCGAGAUAUCGCAUUGGGGCAAUAUUGCCAUUGAAGAAACUAUAGACUUGUAUCAUACAGGGGCUCUACUCAAAGGCUCCUUUUCCAGAUAUGAAUAUGCAAGAGAAUCUAAAUCCGGGCAAUCCAGCGUGCAGAAUUUCAACACCAUUCUCCCAGCUGCUGCUUCAGAUGUGUAUUACAGAGAUGAGAUUGGCAACAUUUCUACGUCGCAUAUGAGAAUAAGGAAAGAUGCAGUUGAAUUGAAUCUCAGGCCACGAUUCCCCCUGUUCGGUGGUUGGAAGACUCACUAUGUCAUUGGAUACAAUGUUCCAAGCUAUGAGUAUCUUUUCAACUCUGGAGAUGAAUAUCUGCUCAGAAUGAGGUUGUUGGAUCAUGUUUUUGACGACAUGAUAAUAGAGGAAUUAAUCACAAAAAUUAUACUUCCGGAGGGAGCCCACAGUGUAAAAUUGAACACUCCCUACAGUGUAACUCGCCUGCCAGAUACUCUACAUCACACAUACUUAGAUACUAAAGGUCGACCAGUUAUAACACUCACAAAGAAUAAUUUGGUUGAAAACCAUAUUCAAGAUUUUCAACUACGGUACACAUUUCCAAGGCUUCUGAUGCUGCAGGAACCGCUGCUAGUUGUUGUUGCCCUGUACCUCUUAUUCCUUCUAGUCAUCAUUUACGUUCGUUUGGACUUUUCAAUCAAUAAGGACGAAGCAUCUGAGAGCAAGUUGAGAAUUGCUGGACAAUGUGAGAAGAUAUUGGCUGCCCAAGAUCGCAGAGUUAAUUCUUACAACGAUUUGGAUGACCAAUUAGCUGAUCUGAAAGCAAACAAAAAUACCAAUACAUUCCAAGCAGCUGUGAAGAGUAUUAAUCAGGAAUACAAGACUGCAACAAAUACCAUUACUGAAUUGAGCCAAAAGCUGAAAGGAGAACCUGGAGAUGUAUAUGAGCGAAUCCAAGAUUUGCAGAAGUUGGACAAGUCCUUGAAAGAUUUAUAUAAUCUGCAACAGACGUUAUAUUUCGAUAAACUGAUUCCUGGGAAAAUUGGCAGACAGGCAUUUGUUGAAACAGAAUCUGGAAUCAUCGAAAAGAAAGAAGAAACUGUGGAGAAAAUAAAUGCGAUAGUGAAGUCAUUGCAAUAGAUUUAGGAAUAAGAACAACAUUUAUUCCAUUAACAAUUUCCAAAAGUUACCUACUUGGAAAUUAGAUUGGAAAGAAUGAUCUUUACUUUAACCAUCUUUUUAUAAUUGUACCAGAAACAUGAUACUACUGAAAAUAAAAUGGGAUGUUGUUACUUAUGUAUCACCAGCCUGAUAUUUAUUGGUAUUAAUUAUUUAAGCUCUGAUGAAUGCAUACUGCAAACAAAGAUCAUAAUUAUCUGUUCAACCAGUUGUUGCCUAAGCAUAGGAAGUGCUAACUUGUAUGAAUAUUUCAAAUCAACUUUCCUUAUAACAAACACAUGUUUUUUAGUGCUCCAUAUUUUUCAUGAUACAGUAAGUGUCACACAGAAAUGAUUCUGCAUGUAAAACUUUAGAAAUGGCCAAUGGAGCUAUCAAGUUCAAUGCUAUGUGUGAUAACGUUCAUUACCAUGAUUUGAAUGAAUUUGAUAUCACAAAUACAACACAAAAUUAAUUGUAAGGAGCAUAGUGAAGUGUUUUUUGUAGUCUAGUCGGUUCAUUGCCUUUAACAUUGACUUUACAAGAUGACAACUAAAAAAAAAUGAGAAUGAGAAUCCAUGUCAAAAACACACCACUGUCAAUCAUUUUAAGUGAUAAUAAACCGAUGAUUUACA